AUGCACGAAAUACAAGGCGUUGCAAAGGAGUACAUAAACGACGAAGAAGUAAGCCAGGUCGUAGCCGCCAACAAACGGCAACACGGCAGCGCACAACACGGCUUGCCAGCAAACCAACAUAACCCUACCCCCAGAGAGAAUCAGAAGGAACACCACAAGCUGGCCCGACAGCUAAAGGAAAGAACAGGCGGCAACAAAAUCCUAUAUUGCGACUAUCACCGAGGAUACGGACAUAAGACGCAAGACUGCUUUGACUUAAAGGACGCCCUCGAGCAAGCUAUACGAGACGGAAAACUCCCCGAGUUCGCCAGAUUUAUCAGGGAACCAAGACGCGCGAAAAAGGAAAGAUCACCCGAAAGAGAAGGACGUAACCCGAGAACACAAAAACAGGGCCCUAGAGAAAGCCCGGAAGCCGACCCAACCAUUAUCGUGAACAUCAUCACAGGUAAAGACGUCCCAGGGAAAUCGAAAUCGGCACUAAAAAAGGACCUCAAAAUACUGGCAGUUAAACAACAAGACUCAAACGCUACCAAUAGAGCAAUAACAUUCUCCCCCAAGGACUUCCAGCACGGUACCUCGGCAGAGGAUGCCCCCUUCGUUAUCUCGGCAAGAAUCGGAACCGGGCUGGUCAGAAGAAUACUAGUCGACACAGGAGCAGACUCCAACAUCCUUUUCAAAGGAGCUUUCGACAAACUCGGACUCCAUGAUGACAACCUCCAAACAUACCACAACGGAGUAACCGGGCUAGGGGAUAACUUCCUCAAACCAGAUGGCUCCAUUAUCCUCCCCCUCACCAUAGGAAAAAGAGACCAGAAAAAGACAAUACUGUCCGAAUUUGUAAUCCUCAAAGACUCCACCGCCUCUAACGUCAUCCUUGGAAGAAAAACUAUAAACGACCUCUCAGCUGUCAUCUUCACCAAAUACCUCCUGAUGAAGUUCACAGCGGAAGAUGGCUCGAUCGGGACUAUCCACGGAGACCGGGAAACCGCGGCAGAAUGCGACAACACCAGCCUAGCCCUAAGGAAGAGAUCCCGAGACGUGGCCGGCAUAUUCUUAGCAGACCUAGAUGCCCGACAAGAUGUGCAACCUAGACCAGAACCUGAGGGAGAUAUGGAGAAGCUACAAAUAGGCCAAACCAGAGAAGAACACACCUUCAUCAACCGGAACCUUCCCUACGACCUUAAAGAGGACCUCUCCCACCUCUUGAAAUAG
This is a messenger RNA of Arachis ipaensis, 1212 nucleotides long. NCBI's taxonomy places the organism in Eukaryota, Viridiplantae, Streptophyta, Magnoliopsida, Fabales, Fabaceae. The record is from RefSeq and is a predicted model, not a curated record.